AUGCUGCACACCGACUCUGCGGCUCUGCGGCACGAGCUCAUCGACACCCCAGCCGUCCUGGCUGCCGGGAGCCUCGCCCUGUCGGCGUUCAUGUCGUGCCUGUUAUUCGACACGCUGGACUGGAGACCUAUUUUAAUCUGUAUACUGUCAGAUUACAUCGCGAUCGGGCUGGACCACUACCUUGAACUCGUCGACAUCGCUAGCACGCGUGGCACUGUUGGCCACACCACGAUCGUCUUCCAGGUCGCUAAAGCGUUGCUCGUCAUCUCAACACUCCUUCUUUCCGCUGUACUUUUCUUCUGUCCUCCGAGGACAUGGCUCGUCGUUGCAGUAUGCUUCGGACCAGCAUUUGUGUGGGAUAUCGACGUCUCCUACUACGUGAAGGCGUUUCUUCCCGGCGGCAAGUCCGCCCGUGGGGUUGGCUGCGAGGAAGACAACGUGAAGCCGGCUGCCCAGAAGGUAUGGAGCGUCAAGCGAAUACCUGGGCUUAAAGCGCUGCUCAUUGGUGUCAUCCGAGUGUAUGGGACAUAUGCAAUUGUGUCCUCCUGCUCCAACUCGAGGGCUCUCGCAACCAACGCUCACUUCGUCCGUUGGGUACCCUGGCAGUUCUUCUUGUGGUCUGUCGUUGACCGGACAUGUCACGCUGUCAUGGAAGACGUCCGAGACUAUCCAGACGACUUGAAGAGCGGAGUACCCACAAUCCCCGUUCUUUUGCGUUCCAUACCGAAGUCGAAAUUGGUGCUCUCUGUCGUCCAUGUGGUGGGUCUCGCCGUGUAUCACCAUAAUCACUAUAUUAUAUUGUCCGCGGCAUAUGCGAUAGCGUUCGUUUGGCUCUUAGAUCACACUAGCUCACGCUCCCUCUAUCAUCUCAGUUACCAUUCACAGACGAUUGCCUUCGCGGCUUACGGUCUUCACCAACUCUAUACAUCACACCCGUGGUUGACCUUCCCUGUUACCCAGUAG
Fomitopsis serialis is the source of this 963-nucleotide messenger RNA. RefSeq lists its product as uncharacterized. The record is from RefSeq and is a predicted model, not a curated record. Lineage: Eukaryota; Fungi; Basidiomycota; Agaricomycetes; Polyporales; Fomitopsidaceae. Bases 1 to 963 code for a protein of 320 amino acids. The transcript has 4 exons.